Molecule: messenger RNA, 1555 nt
Organism: Erigeron canadensis
Lineage: Eukaryota; Viridiplantae; Streptophyta; Magnoliopsida; Asterales; Asteraceae
Product: tRNA-dihydrouridine(20/20a) synthase-like
Exons: 13
Coding region: 110-1420 (436 amino acids)
Biological process (GO): tRNA dihydrouridine synthesis
Molecular function (GO): flavin adenine dinucleotide binding; tRNA dihydrouridine synthase activity
Source: RefSeq, a predicted model, not a curated record
CUUUGAAAUAAAAUUUGCGGCCAACACUUCGUCUAAAAAGAGGCUCAAAUUCAACCACAGAUUUUGCUCUCACGUUCAUGAAGUGCUGCUACCGUGUAAAUAGAGGGACAUGAUGAAGUCUGCUGGACAUGCUUUGCUUUCUUCUUUUAAACCUCCUUACUGUUUUGCCCCAAAAAAUUGUCACAGAUUGCCUUCAAGUUUGAUCUGUGGAAUUUCAAUUACUAAGUCAAGGAAUUAUAACGCUUACAAUCAGAAGCAUCAAUCACGUUCAAAUUUUGAGAUGGGUGCAGAUCAAUAUUUACCUCCUUGGUUCAGUGUUGCCCCAAUGAUGGAGUGGACAGACAAUCAUUAUAGGACAAUGGCCCGCCUUGUAACAAAACACGCAUGGCUCUAUACAGAAAUGCUUGCUGCAGAAACAAUUGUUUAUCAGGAGAAGAAUUUGGACAGAUUUUUAGCUUUCUCUCCGGACCAGCAUCCUAUAGUACUUCAAAUUGGUGGAAAUAACUUGGAAAAUCUGGCAAAAGCAACUCGACUAGCAAACAGUUAUGGUUAUGAUGAGAUCAACUUGAACUGUGGAUGUCCUAGCCCUAAGGUAGCAGGACAUGGGUGCUUUGGUGUGAGUCUAAUGCUUGAUCCAAAGUUUGUUGCUGAGGCUAUGUCUGUCAUUGCUGCCAACACAGAUGUUCCAGUUAGUGUUAAAUGUCGUAUUGGUGUUGAUGAUCAUGAUUCUUACAAUCAGCUCUGUGAUUUCAUAUAUACAGUUUCUUCUCUAUCACCAACGAGGCAUUUCAUUAUACAUUCCAGAAAGGCGUUGCUGAAUGGAAUUAGCCCUGCUGAUAAUAGGAAAAUUCCUCCCUUGAAAUAUGAGUACUACUACGCUCUCCUUCGUGACUUUCCAGACCUUCGCUUUACAAUCAAUGGAGGUAUAAAUAGCAUUGACGAGGUACGUGCAGCACAAAAUGAAGGAGCUCAUGGGGUUAUGGUUGGUCGUGCUGCUUAUAACAAUUCAUGGUCUGUGCUGGGAAACGUUGACACUGCAAUUUAUGGUGCGUCACCUAGCGGUGUAACUCGUCGUCAGGUCUUGGAAAAGUACCAGGUCUAUGCUGAUUCAGUGGUAGGAAUGUAUGGAAAUGGUAAACCAAGUCUCCGGGAUUUGGUUAAGCCUCUAUAUGGUCUCUUUUGGGGGGCACAUGGAAAUGGUGUGUGGAAGCGCAAAGCUGAUGCUGCUUUCCAUCAUUGCAAGACAUUUAAAUCUCUGAUGGAUGAGACACUAAAUGCCAUGCCUGAUUCAGUCCUGGAUUCACCUGUUGCCGAUGCAUAUACAACUACUUGCAUAGAUAAGUUUGCCAAUUCGAUGAAUCUGUUGCCCUUGCCGUACACAAUCAAGGAAGAACAAGAGGAAGAGUUGUUGUAUGCUUAGUUUGUAAUCACAUGGCCAAUCAUUGACUUAUGAAAUGUUAGUGCCUAAACCUAGUAUCUGAGUUUUUUUUGGAUGGCCAAAGUGUAAGCUCAAGAACAUUGACCAAAGUGGAAUGGAAUGUUAAUCCGUAGUAAA